This is a messenger RNA of Microbotryum saponariae, 2797 nucleotides long. Lineage: Eukaryota; Fungi; Basidiomycota; Microbotryomycetes; Microbotryales; Microbotryaceae. The record is from the annotation of a GenBank genome assembly.
AUGACCAUUUGGGGUGCACUGAGCCGGGGUGGGACGGGGUGGGGAGGGCAUUGGUACACCCGACCUGUACCAACAUCCAACCGGGCCAAAAAACAGAAAAGCUGCCCUAACUCGCCCGCGCGGGGGAGCUCAUUUAGCUGGGUUAACGGACCUGCCGAUCUGAAUCGGCGCGUCAAAUCCUUGCAGCAAAAGCCGAAAAGACCAUCAGGCCGGGCUUUCUACGGUCCUCAAACCCUCUCAGACCUACUUAGACUACUCUCUCGGACGGGAGAAGUUAGCGUGUCCGAGACUGAGUCGGUGCCAUUCAACGCUGUCACGCCUGGUCCUCUGGCCCAGCGGCGUGUCUUGCCCAUAGACGAAUCAGCACUGCCGGACCGGAGUGUGCAAGUCGGAACGCCGACCCGACCCGACCCGACCCCAAGAUACCCACCCAUCCGAUGCUCUACCUCUCGCGGCUCAAUCCGAUGUUCAAGUCUCGACGAAGCUCGCGCUUGGUGCUGACGACCGCCUGGCAACUCGCUGCGUCGACCGCCGUGGUUCGCUCGACCCGCUCGCCCCGCUCGCCCCCGCUGCUCCAGUCAUAUCUAGCGGCUGCCGAGCUCGUUCGAAGCACCCCCGUGCCACUGGUGCGAGACGAUUCGGCUGCGGUGCGCAAGCCCGUUUCCGAGGCUCGUCCCCACCUGUCUCAGCGACGUCAUGCGCAGCGACCCAUCCCACUGCCACUGCCACUGCCACUGUCGGAGGCGCCGACGACUAGGACGACUGCAUCGCCAAGUUCCGAGGGCGUGCGCGAUCAUGCGUCAGGCUUUUCGAACGAGCUCGCCGGUCAUGCUCCUGAGGACCCCCACAAGCACGCCACUCGUCGCACUCGAGCGCCGCGCCGCCAGUCCCAGAGCGAGGUCGUGAUUCUCAAUUCGAGUAUGGACCCCUGUCCAGCGACAACCUCGGUAUGGCCACCGUCGCCACCGCCACUUGGCGACAAGCUGUCGCAGACCCUACCCUCACCUCCGAUUGAGCACAUAAUCCCUUCCGGUCACCACGCCGAGCGACAGCACGCGAGGCCUCGCAGCGCGCUCGAGGGCCAAAACUUGGCAAGCCCGGCCGAGCCGCCGUCACCCUGCCGUCUCGAUCAGCAAGCGACAGACGAUGGGGCAACUUCUGUUCAGCGGCACGGGGAAUCUCCCCCUUGUUUCCCACACUCUGACGACAUCAACCACGCCAUUCAAGCGUCACCGAGUCACAUGACGCCAGGUCCGUUGGACCGCCCGGGCUCGGCGCCGCGGACGAUGAAGGCAUCCAAAGUGCCGGCCUCUCAGCUCGGCCGGCUACUACACUAUGGAGGUAAGUGGAAUGCCCAAGCAUACCAGCGAGCGUGGCGGAUCGAUCUCGCCAGCUACGCUUUUAAAAGCUGAUGUCGUGGCUUACUGUACCCACCUGUGAAAGGUCUCGCUGCUGGUCUGGGGUUUGGGGCCGCAUCCGAGGCGAUCAAACGCGUCUCCUUCGGUGCAAAGGCAAGCGAUCGCGCAAGCUCCCUGUUCAUGAGCGAAUCCAACGUGCGCCGUCUUGUUGACAAGCUCUCGAGGAUGCGAGGUGCCGCGCUCAAGCUCGGGCAAUUCCUGAGUAUACAAGGUGACAACCGCUCACGUACUGAACGAACGAAGUGCGGACACAAGUUGUUCCUGACACUUCCGGGACCACAGACGCGAAAAUGCUACCCGAGCAAGUAGAAGAUAUUCUGAAGCAAGUUCAAAACAGCGCCAACUACAUGCCUUUCGAUCAGACCGAGGUGCGCAAUCUGUAGCUAAGUCCGCAGACCGAAGGAAGUCUCCCGCUGACCGCUUCGCUCCACUUGUCGUCCUUUAGCGAGUGUUGGCGAGUAAUUUGGGAACCGACUGGCGUACGCACUUUGAUGACUUCGAUAUGAUCCCCUUUGCCGCCGCAUCGAUUGGCCAGGUCCACUCCGCACGGCUGUCCAGUCGAUCCUCCUUUGCGGCCCAAUACCCACCUUCGAUGCGCGUGGCAAUCAAAGUGCAAUUUCCGGGGGUGCGGGCUUCAAUCAAAAAUGACCUCGCCAACCUCAAGUGGCUGCUAGUGGCGAGCUCAAUACUGCCUCGAGGACUAUACCUCGAGGAUACGAUCAAGGUGAUGGAGCGCGAACUCGACGACGAAUGCGACUACGAACGCGAGGCACAUUGCGGCACCAGGAUGCGAGAUCUCUUGUCCGAGUAUGACAUGAGUGCUCGCUUCGGAGCUCCAAGGGUCGUAGAGGAGCUAUGUGGGUCCAUGGUACUCACUACGGAGUUCGUAAACGGCGUGCCCUUGGGCGAAGUUGCCUCAGAAUCUCAACGUGUCCGAAAUGAGGUCAGCGCCGAGCAAGCCGACGGUUCCCCAGUUGGACAGACCCCAAUCGCUCAUGCCCGCUGCCUUUAUCGCAGGUCGGCGAAAGCUUGCUUCACCUGUGUCUGAUGGAACUUUUACAUUUCAAAUUCAUGCAAACCGAUCCGAAUUGGAGCAAUUUUUUGUACGAUCGAGACACCGCCAAGGUCUGUUCUUCACCGAGUCGGGCGUACAGAGAUUCAGGACUGAGCACGAUUGCUUCGAAACGAACUAGAUCCAAUUGAUCGACUUUGGCGCCACUAGGGAAUACUCCGAAGACUUCGUGCAAAACUUCCGUGCUCUAUUGCUCGCGGCCGUGCAAGAGAACGAAGCGGAGUGCUUGAGCGUCUCACGGGAAUUAGGUUACUUGAAUGGAGAGGAAAGCGAGGUAGGAUUGUUUUGUCAUUCCUCGGAGUGCUAA